GCGGUGCCUCCACACACCCCUCUCCUUACCGUGCCGGGGCAGGAAAGGCCGAUAGACGCUCAGCCCUCGGGGCUGCCUGGGUUGGGCCGGCUUUGGGAAGGCGGGGCUCCGUUGUGCUCCUGUCUGCGGUCAUGUCGGGCUCGGAGCGGGAGCGGCUGGCAGGCCAUGUCCAGCUGGAUAGCAGACCUACAUUAACCCCCACAGAUGGGAAUCAGAACAUCACAGAAGUAGAUGCGCUUGAUAUGAGACAAACAUUUGAUCCUGCACUGCAAUACAAAAUGAACCACCAAAGAAGAGGAAUUGCAUUAAUCUUCAAUCACGAGCACUUUUUUUGGCAUUUAAGGCUGACAGACAGACGUGGAACUCUUGCAGAUAGAAACAGUCUGAAACGCAGUUUGACAGACCUUGGAUUUGAAGUCAGACUUUUUGAUGAUCUGAAAGCACAUGAUGUGCUGCAGAACAUUUAUGAAGCCUCUAAGGAUGACCACAGUAAUGCUGACUGCUUUGUUUGUGUGUUCCUGAGUCAUGGUGAGAAUGAUCAUGUUUAUGCAUAUGAUGCUCAGAUCAAAAUUGAGACAAUCACAGACAUGUUCAGAGGAGACAAGUGCCAGAGUCUGGUAGGAAAACCGAAGAUAUUUAUCAUUCAGGCAUGUCGAGGUGAUAAACAUGAUGAUGCAGUUAUUGCUUACGAUUCGACAGACAGUAGCAAUGAAUCCAUUGUCAAUGAGACUGAAGUGGAUGCAGCUGGUGUCUAUACCCUGCCUGCUGGUGCAGACUUCAUCAUGUGCUACUCUGUGGCGCAAGGUUACUUUUCUCAUCGUGAAACUGUCAACGGCUCCUGGUACAUUCAAGAUCUGUGUGAGACACUUAGGAAGCACGGCUCUUCCUUGGAGUUCACAGAACUUCUUACUGUCGUUAACAGGAAAGUAUCUCAACGCAAAGUGGAUAUGUGCAGAGACAUUCAUGCUGUAGGGAAAAAACAGAUUCCGUGUUUUGCCUCCAUGUUAACUAAAAAGCUGUAUUUUCAUCCAAAAUCUAAGUAGAUCGUUACUUAACAAUGACAACCAUUAAUUAGUAUUCACUGCAGAAGUGAAAAACAUGCCAUUUUAGUUGAGGAGACCAGUAUACUGCAAGGUUGUUGUAAAAACACUGGGAUCAAAUGUUAUACUUUGUACUCAUAAUAGUUUCUAGAAAUCUUAAAGCAAUUUUAAAGCUAGGAUUCCAGCUCUUCUCAGGGAAGUUGGGAAAAGUUGACUGAUGCAAAACUACAAAGAGGUGCUCCAAUUUUAUUGAAAUUGGUACUCUAGACUACUUUUUUUUUUCCUUAAAAACUUUCUGGUUUAUUGCCAUCUAACUGUGGCACACUUUGCUAUUCCUAAAACAUUUCAAAUGUUGUAUUAGAGUAGCUCGUCUUGCUCCAAGAGCACAGUUGACAGAAUAUGUUUAUAGAGCAUCUUUUUAAAUCUGUGGACAGUAGUAUCCACCUUCCACUUUUUGUGGAUUUAUCAAGGUUUUUAACUAUUUUUUAACAUUUUCUGAACACUAAAUGGAAACUGAAUUCCUUGAGUACAAUUGUAGCAUGAAUAUAGAUAAAGGGCUUCUUUUUGCUUGCACAUCGUUUACAUUUGAGGCACAAUUACAGCUUGCUGGUGCUUUGCAUCCUCAGGAGAAAAGCAAGCAGUAGUGAAAUGAGACCACAUACAGCCACGUAUGGCUUUGGGUAAGCUCACCUUGUACGUACCUCCAGAGCGAAAGCAAAUCAUUUCAAGGUUCCAGGUUCGCUUACAAGUGCUGGACAUCUCUAGGCAGCUCUGCAAAAUACAACACACCCAAACCUUCGUACUUCAGGCCUUAGUGUUGGAUCAGCCUCCUCCUCCCCUUGGCCCCAGAGGAGAUCAGCUGUCCUCCUCUAGGGGGGCUGGACUAGAUGAUCUCUAAAGGUCUCUUCUACCCCCUACCAUUCUAUGAUUCUCUGUCAUUGUGUACAUAGAAGGGGCAAUGAUUUGUCACCAUAGGACCUCUCACCACAGGACUGCAGCUACUCCAGCAUCAGUAAUUUCAGGGACACUGACUAGAAGCAAGCAUUUCUCCAUUAUCUUUCACAUUAUUGGUGCAUAUGCUUAACCUGGGGACAGUGGAGAACUCAAGAUGAGAAAAGUGUCUUAAUCCAUCUUCUUGACUAUAAUUCAUUUACUGGCUGUGCUUUAGUUAAAUCUUUCCAUAUAUUAUGUUCUGAGUCAAUAGACGCUAAAUCUUACUAUGACUACUUUUAAGCUUUGUAUAAAUCACGUAUGUUGAAUGUUUUGGUAAUUUCAUUCAAUAAAAUGCAACAGCGAAACAUAA
Messenger RNA from Colius striatus (speckled mousebird), 2343 nucleotides. It is a transcript of the gene CASP6, whose product is annotated as caspase 6. The transcript has 8 exons. Lineage: Eukaryota; Metazoa; Chordata; Aves; Coliiformes; Coliidae. The record is from RefSeq and is a predicted model, not a curated record. The coding region runs from base 132 to 1043 and encodes 303 amino acids. Gene Ontology annotation, biological process: apoptotic process; proteolysis. Gene Ontology annotation, cellular component: cytoplasm.